Anarrhichthys ocellatus (wolf-eel) is the source of this 1691-nucleotide messenger RNA. It is a transcript of the gene pdzd11, whose product is annotated as PDZ domain containing 11. The coding region runs from base 103 to 531 and encodes 142 amino acids. The transcript has 6 exons. The record is from RefSeq and is a predicted model, not a curated record. NCBI's taxonomy places the organism in Eukaryota, Metazoa, Chordata, Actinopteri, Perciformes, Anarhichadidae. Gene Ontology annotation, molecular function: protein binding.
GAUACUUUGUUGUUUCAUGGCUGUCACUCUGCUUUCAUUCCCCUCCAGAGGUUACGCGCUGUGUUCGUCUGUGUAGUCCAAAUGAUGGUGUUUUUAUAAACGAUGGAUCAGAAGAUUCCUUAUGAUGACUACCAGCUCCCUGUGGUAUUCCUGCCUUCAUAUGAGAACCCACCAGCGUGGAUAGCCCCACAGGAGCGGGUUCAUCACCCGGACUACAACAAUGAGCUCACCCAGUUCCUGCCUCGUACCGUCGUAUUGAAGAAACCUCCAGGAGCACAGCUGGGCUUCAACAUCCGGGGGGGCAAAGCGUCACAGUUGGGAAUCUUUAUAUCCAAGGUGGUCCCAGACUCGGAUGCCCACAGAGCCGGUCUGCAAGAGGGAGACCAGGUUCUUUCUGUGAAUGAGGUUGAUUUCCAAGACAUAGAGCACUCAAGAGCUGUAGAGAUUCUGAAGACUGCGCGAGAGAUACUGAUGAAGGUUCGCUUCUUUCCUUACAACUACCAAAGGCAGAAGGAGAGGACUGUACAUUAGGUGGCAGCAGAGAGAGAGAGAGAGAGAGGGUGUGUGUGUGCGCGGGCGGGCGGGCGGGGAUCUACGUCACUGCUCGUCAUCGCCCUCCUACAGACUCUGGCCUCCAUUCUGUCUCCGCUUCAAGAUGACUGACGUAUGACUAACAGCUUCAUUCAAAGUCCUCCACGUAGGGACAAUAUAUACUCUGUCACCUGAGCGCUCCCUGAUCUACUGUGAUACGUGGUGAUUUCUACUCUAUCAGGAUGUAUUCACAGGAAGAUACGGUACAAGCAGAAGCUUAAUAGACAUUUCACACUAUAAAUGAUGGAACUGAUACAUAUUUUUCUCGUCGAGCAUAACAUUCAUAGACAUUUGCUUUUCCUAAAGCCCUAUAAUUCUUGUUUCUACUGUAGUCUUAGACAUGUAUAUUUAGAUCGAGUACAGAGUAGCACUUGUGUGUACUGUACACAUCUGCCUCUAUGACAAAGAUAUGAAGUGGACACACAUGCUCAGUUGCGUGUUUAUUAGGUACACCUACCGAAAACUAAUAGAUCAGCCUGGCUAUAAAUCCUACAGUCAUGAACUGUUUGAUGGAAUCGUUUAAACUCAACAUCCACUUACUAGCUUUUCCUGGAGCUUUCCAAAACAUGAUUCCAAUGUUUUAUUUUUUUAUGCGUCUUAUAUUGACAAACUGAGUGUGUGUGUACAUGUAAAUUAAAUGUGCAUAUGACUUGGACUUCAGUACGCACUGACUCACAUGACACAGCAGGGCCUUAUGUAUUUUAGGAGGAAACGAUGGUGCAAGACUUCUGGUAAAUAUCACUGAUCCUAAUAUCACUGUGAAUAUACUGUACAUCCAGUUUUUAAAUAUUUAACAGUUUGUAAUUGUUUGACUAUUAAGUUGUGUAACUAUUGUUCGGUGACUGCUAUUGUUACUUAAAUACUGUGGAAUGUUUGCUCAUGUUUCAUCCGUGUUCAUUUCACAUAACCCGCUUCUGGGCUGAAUAGUUUAAAUCACUUUAAUGUAUGAACUUUAUAUUUGAGUUGCCAAACUGUUGACAACACAGUCUCAUUCUUUACACUGCUACAUUCAGAAGAGAAAUUACUUUCGGUUUUCCAUCUAAUAACUUUUUUCAGCAGCACAUUGACAUGGUACAAAGAAAUAAACGUCUUGAACCGUG